This is a messenger RNA of Eimeria mitis, 963 nucleotides long. RefSeq lists its product as uncharacterized. The transcript is spliced from 7 exons. Bases 1 to 963 code for a protein of 320 amino acids. NCBI's taxonomy places the organism in Eukaryota, Apicomplexa, Conoidasida, Eucoccidiorida, Eimeriidae. The record is from RefSeq and is a predicted model, not a curated record.
AUGGAGAAAUAUCUUCGCUGCAGCAAGAUGGCGGCAGCAGCAGCGGAGACAGCGCAGGCGUCACUAACUAUGUUGCCAACGACAAAGACGGAACUGGCACUCCAGUGCAUCCGGCUCUGCGUGGAGGCUCGUCAGGCGGAGGAGGCCUACGUGGCCUCUGUGCAGGCCUUGCAGCAACGUAGCAAGAUGACACGAGAGAGGGUGCAGAGUAUUCUUUCUUGCCUGGAAGAGAUGGACGUGAAGCGUAUGCAGUGCCUCCGGGACGCCUUGACAAGGGCGGGGGUCUUUGUAGCAGCAAAUCUCAGGCACAUGCAAUACGAUUUAGACCGCUCCAUUCAAAGUGUUGAGGGAGUCGACCCCGAGAGAGAUUUGCAAGAUUUCGUCGAUGACCGGAGGCUUCAGACGCCACCGCGGCUUUCUCUACCAACAGUUGAGAAAUGGACUGUCUUAGAGGCAGUAUACGGAGACAGCCUGCAACCUGCUGUCUGCAACGCCAAUGCCAACACUACCGCGACUCCUCUCUCCUCUGCAACUAACGUAGCGCGGCAGCUGCUGCAGAAGUCCGCUCUCCAACGAGUAAUGCAGUCUGCUGCGAGCCUUGCCGCAUACUCCAUUGGAGUUUCGGAUACUGCAGCCUCCGAAGAGGCAGAAAGACAAACGAGGGGGCCGACUGCUCCCGUCCCGGGGCUUCCGAGCCCGCCGGACGCGGCUGUUGUACAGAGACUCCAAGAUGAGUAUUCUGAGUUCAUAAAUGCGCUCUGGACCCCUCUCAUAUCAACACCCAGCAAGGACUCAGUGUUACCUGGAGAGGCGUGCUCUUUGCUGCUGCGCAAGAUGCCUGUAUUACAAGAGGAGAUGACUUCUUCAUUACAUAGAGGCACUUUCCUGUCAGCUCUGGUGUCGAUAAAAAGGAAAAGAGCUCGGGAAAUGCCAGACAGACAAGCGUUGUUGCCUUCCAUGUAG